This is a messenger RNA of Acanthoscelides obtectus, 225 nucleotides long. Lineage: Eukaryota; Metazoa; Arthropoda; Insecta; Coleoptera; Chrysomelidae. The record is from the annotation of a GenBank genome assembly.
AGAAAUAGCCGACGUUGGCCUCUGACAGUUAUCUUUGACAUUCUAAAUAUUGCUGGUAUCAACGCACUUUGUCUAUUUGCUAUGAACAAUAAUUUUGAAAAACCAAACAGAGAACAUUUCCUGCAAGAGUUAGCUGCAGAGUUAGUACGGCCACAAAUAAUGAAAAGAAUUGAACAUUGAGGAAACUAGUCUAGCAACAGACAAGGCUACUUACUACAAAGAAAC